Messenger RNA from Rosa chinensis, 963 nucleotides. Its product is annotated as protein FAR1-RELATED SEQUENCE 5-like. Gene Ontology annotation, molecular function: malonate-semialdehyde dehydrogenase (acetylating, [NAD(P)+]) activity; methylmalonate-semialdehyde dehydrogenase (acylating, NAD+) activity. The record is from RefSeq and is a predicted model, not a curated record. NCBI's taxonomy places the organism in Eukaryota, Viridiplantae, Streptophyta, Magnoliopsida, Rosales, Rosaceae. Gene Ontology annotation, cellular component: mitochondrion. The coding region runs from base 1 to 963 and encodes 320 amino acids. The transcript has a single exon. Gene Ontology annotation, biological process: L-valine catabolic process; thymine catabolic process.
AUGGAAGGGUAUGUAACUGUUAUAAGAAGACCAAAACCUGAUAAGUGUGUGUACAUUGGCUGUGUUAGAGGUGGUAAGUAUCAAGACACAAGGAUGGUUCCACCAGAGAAGAGGAAAAGGAAGACAACAUCUCGCCUAAUAAGUUGCCCUUUUGAAAUUGUGGGGAGAAAGAAACCUGAAGGUUUUUGGAAGGUGGAUAUAAAAGAUUUAUCUCAUAACCAUGAACCUUCAAAAGAUAUGUCUGGGCAUCCCUAUUGUCGUCGGUUUUCAAGAGAGGAAAUCUUGAAGCUUAAAGAAAUGAGUAAGGCUGGCGUAUCACCACGCCAAAUAAUGUCUUCACUUCGACAGAGUAAUCCAGAUUUGCAAACAAUUUCCAAAAACAUCUAUAAUGAAAAGUAUAGAAUUAUGAAGGAGAAUUUAGCAGGUCGUACAGUUAUUCAAGCUUUAUUGGAAGAACUUGGUCAAGCUGGUUUCAUCUAUAACAUUGAGUAUGAUCAAAAUGGUCGGUUGACUCAUUUAAUGUUUGCUCAUCCACUUUCAAUUACUUUGACUAAGAGCUAUACAAAUGUCUUUGUGAUGGAUUGUACAUACAAGACUAACAAGUACAAGAUGCCAUUACUAGACAUUGUAGGAGUCACAAGUUUCAAUACAUCUUUCUAUUCUUGCUUUGUCUUCAUGCAAAAAGAGGAAGAAGAGGACUAUGCUCUAACUAUGUCCAGCAGAAUUUUUGGAGUUGAGGUUUAUCCUUUGGUGAUUAUUACUGAUAGAGAAUUGGCACUGAUGAAUGCUAUAAAUAUUAUUUUUCCAAGGACUGCUAACAUAUUAUGUGUGUGGCAUAUUGAGAAAAAUGUAGUUACAAACUGUAAGCCUUAUUUUACAGAAGAAGAUGAUUGGGUUGCUUCCAUCUCUACGUGGACUACUUUGAUCAAUUCUCAUGAUGAAUCAUCCUUUAAUGAAGCUUAG